Messenger RNA from Bursaphelenchus okinawaensis, 392 nucleotides. Lineage: Eukaryota; Metazoa; Nematoda; Chromadorea; Rhabditida; Aphelenchoididae. The record is from the annotation of a GenBank genome assembly.
AUGGAAAGAUUAAUUUCAAUUCUACUACUCACAACUACAAGCCUACACUUAGUCAACGGUCAAGGUAAAAAUGAUUUAUUUUUACUUUACAUCAUAUAAUUUGGCAUAGCUAAACGAGAAUUCCAGAAGUCCUAAUUCAGAACCAAAUCCCAACAUGCCUUAACUUUUUCUUUAGCCAAGCUUACAUUCUAACUACAGUAAAUAUCAUCGUACAAAACAAAAUUUAAAAAAUUGUUUCAGGAUACACCGGACUCUCUCAUGAACACCGUUACAACACAAUGGUCAACUAUCUAUGUCACAAACAACCAAAUUUGAGUAUUUGUGACAUUCGAAACUUUAAAAUCCUUGGUCCAGCUCAGAACCAAUACGGAGGUUCGAAAAAGAAUCAGUGA